This is a messenger RNA of Salpingoeca rosetta, 2212 nucleotides long. RefSeq lists its product as uncharacterized. Bases 78 to 1886 code for a protein of 602 amino acids. The record is from RefSeq and is a predicted model, not a curated record. Gene Ontology annotation, molecular function: kinase activity. The transcript is spliced from 8 exons. Lineage: Eukaryota; Choanoflagellata; Craspedida; Salpingoecidae.
CUUGUGCAAAAUCAACAACACACACGCUUUCCACCACUUCAAACACCCGCAAGCAAGCAAGCAAGCAAGCAAGCGCGAUGGCGUUGGUGGAGGUGGAGCACAAGCGCAAGCGGUGGCUGUGCUAUGCCGUGGUUGAGCCACACGGGCUGGCGUUUGUUGGCCACGACAAGUACUCCAACCGCACCAUCCUGUGGAACGACAUCAUCAGCUUCAAGCUUGGUGGCGAUGAUGAUGAUGGCGACGGUACCAACGCUUCCUCAACACAGCAGACAGCAGCAACACCACAGCAGGCUCCUGGCGAGGUGGCGACCAACGCAGACCCUUCUUCAACCACAGAGGUGACGGCCAGCGGUGCUACGAAGAAUGCGCCAACGGAGGAGAGCAAACAGGACACGCAGCAGCUGGGCACCAGUGGUGGUGAUGAAGCAGACCUUGGCAAUGACGCUGGGGACGACGUGCCACGACCAGGUGCGCUGCGUCGACAGCACGAGGUCACCGAGAGCACCAUGAGCGUGCAGAGCUUCAAGGUGAGCGAGGCAGACUUGCCCGGACACCAAAGGCAGUCCACUGGUGCAGAGCCUGCGCCAGCACAGCAAGCCAGCAACCAGGACACCACCACCACCACCACCACCACCCCGCUGCUCGGACCUCAGAACCAGGGCCCGUUCCAGUACCAUCACCGGCGCCAAGCCGUCACCACGACAGCCACCAUCGACUUUGUGCACACCAUCUCCAAGCAGCGGCUGCGUCGCACCCAAUACACAAUCACGGCCUCCGCAGAUUACAUCGCCGCCCUCGCCGAGGCAACGCAUACAGCCAUGGCCCGCUACCGGUCCCGCCGCCACUACCUCAUCUUGAUCAACCCGGUCUCCGGCCGCCGCAAAGGCGUGCGGCGCGCGCGGCAGUUGAUGCGCCACUUCCACGACGCCGGCCUGGGCACAACGGAGCACAUCACGCGGGACGCGGGUGAAGCGCGGCGCAUGCUGGCGGAGCUUGAUCUCGACACAUAUGACGCCGUUGUCGUCGUUGGCGGUGAUGGCUUCUUGAACGAGGCUGUACUCGGUCUGAUGACCAGCACCCAUGGCCACACCCUCCCCGUCGGCAUCAUCCCCGCAGGCUCCACCAACACGGUCGCCCGCAGCUGCUACGGCACAGAUGAGCCGCUCACGUGUGCGCUGCACGCCAUUCGCGGCAAGGAGCUGAGGAUGGACGCCUGUCGCGUGCAGGGCAGCGUCGCCGACCAGGAAGUCUGGACCACGUACGCCCUCAACUUUGUGUCCAACGGGUUCUUCAGCGAGACGCUGCGCAUCAGCGAGAACUGCCGGUGCUGCGGUCCGCCCCGCUACCAAUUCGCAGGCAUCCAGGCCUUUCUCCGAAACAAGUCCUUCCGCGCUCGCGUAUCCCGAACACACGGUGACAGCGACAUGAACAACAGCGUCACCGACACGAUUGAUUACGCCAUCAUCGGACUCGCGCUCAUGCCGCUCAAGACGCCAGACAGCAAACUCGGGCUGGUGCCGCACGCCAUUCCCGGCAGCGGGGAAAUGCACCAGCUGCUGUUGAAAAAGACUGGCCGCUUCAACUUGCUGCGCUUCCUCACACGCACAGCGUCCAACGGCACCCAAUACCGCCUCUCUCCCGCCAACUGCGUCUCCUGCAAGGCCAUGACCUACCACGCAGACUCGCCGCGGGAGUGGAAUGUUGACGGGGAGCUGCUGGUUGCGCAGAGUAUCAAGGCCACGUUGGAAGAGCACGCGUGGUGCCUCUUGCAGUGGGACAAUGACUUGGACGAGAGCAUGAUGACAGAUUACAGCGCGCUCUCGGAAUCGUACCAGGCUCUCUCCCGCGAGCACAGCAGACGCACCUACCGCAUCGCCAUCGUCUGACGGCGCUAGUGUGUGUGUGUGUGUAUGUGUGUGUGCGUGUCUGUCUCUGUGUGUGUGCGUGUCUGUCUCUGUGUACCUGUGUUUGUGCACUUGUUUGCCUGUCCCUCUAUUGUUGUCCGUUUUCCUCUCCAUCUGUCCAUUGCUCCCUCUUGAUGUUUCUUUCCACUGUUUUUCUCGCUCCAACCAGUAGCGUUGCACUGUCAUUCGUGCUCAGUUCAGGGCAGGCCAUCGAUAGAUGAUAGCUUGUAUUGUUUGGGUAUUCGCCACCUCUGCACGAAAUGGUGUUGUCUGUAACUCUAAACAAGUACAGUUCAAUGUAUUACCAG